AUGUAAUUUAUGUCAACAUAUAUAUCAUAUAUAUGUGAAAUUCACCAAGAAAUGGAACCUUGUAAUCUCUUGGGUACUAUAUAUUUCACAAGAAAGCAAAGAAAUCAUCUCCUGUAGCUUUCUUGAAGUAUACAUUGGUCGGCAAUAGAUGAUCAACCGAAGACUCCAACAACUUGACUUCAAAAUUCAUUUUCAAGUUACGAAUCUUCCAAAUCAUAAUUCAAUGCACUCAACAAACUGAAGUGAAGACAAAAUUUCACUUGCUUCCAGAAACCAGCAAUGGAGGGAGAAUCUCUAUGUCAAAACCUGGAGGCUAAAUUGUCAUCUAGUGUCAUUGCACAUCAUUUGGACCAGCUUGCAUCUGUUUUUUAUGCAGCGGACGAAGAUUUUAUAGAUUUUCAACGAGAAGAUGAGUGUGAAAUUGUUGCCAUGAACUCUUCACAGGUUCCUGAGCCUGGUGACAUUGUAUCUGAAUCCAGUUUACAGACAAUUCUGAUGAAACCUUACUUCUGCAGCAACGAACAUCAUAGAUUUUAUGAAAAGUUUCGAAGGUGUCUUUCACAUGAUGAGCAUAAAAAAUUACUUGGAGAAAAUCCCAACUUGAUUGGAACACAAGUUCAAGUUCCUUCUGAUGAACAAAACAAUUCUAAUCUGAUAUUAUCUUCUCCAAGAGAUAUGGAGGUUGCUUCUUUUACUUCAAGUAGCAGUUGUGCAUCAUCUGUACUAAGUCUACCAAGUAAAAAAAGAAUUAAAUGGUCUCAAGCUCUUCACAAAAAGUUUGUUCACUGUGUCAACAGUCUUGGUGGUGCUGAGAAGGCCACACCGAAGGCGAUACUGAAGAUGAUGGAAUCAAAAGAAUUGACCAUUUUUCAUGUCAAAAGUCAUUUACAGAAGUAUCGAUCUGAGAAGUAUAUGUCCGAAUAUAAACAAGAUAAACCACUGUUACAAGGGAAAGCUGAAAGCAUAACCAGUGACAUAUCUAUUCUCUGCAUGAAAAACAACAUGAAAAUCAACGAAGCACUGAAACUGCAACUAGAUGUUGAGAAGCAUCUUCGUCAACAGCUAGAGAUUCAGCGACAACUACAGCAGCAAAUCGAGGAAAAUGCGAGACAGCUGAAGAUGAUGAUGCAGCAACAACAGAAAAUAAACAAAAGUAACCUAUAACUUAGAAGCAAUAACUCAAAUAUCGCAUGUCCUAAUUACCCGUAAGCUGCUUCUUCAUCUAGUUAUAGCUUCUUGCAGCAAUAUUUUGAAGUUGUUUGUAUUGAACUACCAAAAUCAUGAGUAGCUCUGUGCAACAGUAAAAAUGAUGAAUUUUGCUCUAAAGUCUAAAGCAAGGCUUACGUUUGAAUGAAAGAAUUCAAAGAAA
Molecule: messenger RNA, 1369 nt
Organism: Manihot esculenta (cassava)
Lineage: Eukaryota; Viridiplantae; Streptophyta; Magnoliopsida; Malpighiales; Euphorbiaceae
Product: myb family transcription factor PHL5
Exons: 7
Coding region: 280-1164 (294 amino acids)
Molecular function (GO): DNA binding; DNA-binding transcription factor activity
Source: RefSeq, a predicted model, not a curated record